AUGUUCAACGUACUCAAGGGUUUUGAUGCUCAAGCAGCAUCAAACUACAUCAACCCCUAUGCUGUGGAUGUAAUACGGGCAAAGAGAAGGGAUCUAGUUUAUGGGAUCUCACAUACUGAGGAUCUACUGGAUCUUCUCGUCACAGAGGGGGUCAUGACAGCAGCGAAGAGAUCAAUCGUGUUGACCAUCAGGACUCGCAAAGAUCAAAACUCCAGGGUCCUGGACAUUCUGGAGGCCAAAGGUGAAAGGGCAUGUCGGAAAUUCUUCCAUCCUUGUCUCAUGCUGGCAGAACCCGACCUCUACCAGCGAAUCAAGACCUAUGUGGGUGGUGUGAAUGAGCGAAUUCGAGACACAAGGAGACAGCUGAUAGGAUAUUUGCUGGAGAGGGACCAGGAGGGGAUGGAUAAAAUGACUGAUAGAAUUAUCACUCAGAAGACUCAUUAUUUAUUUGUCUCCAAAGAAACUAAAAAAUGUAGCCCUGAAAAGGAAGACAGAAGCCCUGUACCAAAAUCAGAGGAGCAUAAACCAGCACAAAGUAAACCAGACAAUCUCAUCCACCUGAUUGCUACAGAUGGGGAGCUAGCACUGCUGGAGGAGCUGUUAGAAGACACUGAUAUUAACAUCAUGAAUUCCUCCCAUGAGACUGUGUUACAUUUAGCUGCUGAGUUCGGUCACCUGUCCAUCAUCGAGCUCUUGAUCCGUAAAGGAGCCAGAGUGGACCUGCAGGAUAAUAAGGGUCGCACAGCUCUUCAUAGAGCGGCCAGAAGGGGUCACAGUGAGAUAGUCUGGGCCCUCGCACAGGCGGGGGCCCCCAUCUACACUCUGGAUCUACAGGACAAAACCCCUGUUCACCUGGCAGCGGAAAAUGAGCACCUGAACUCUGUGAAAGUCCUGGUGAAGGAGGAGAAAAAGCAGUCAGAGAGCUGCACGCAGGAAAUGUUUCUUCACAUGGCAGCCAUGGAAGAUAACUGGAGGCUGGCUGAGAUGCUGCUGCAGAGCGGGGCCGCAGUCGAUGCCAGAAACAACCAUGAAAAAACAGCUCUGUUUUACGCAGUUUCCAGGAACAAUGAGAAAACAGUGACUGUCCUUCUAAGCGCAGGGGCUAAAGUUGACUACGAAGUUAUAAACAAGGCCAUUAAGCUCAAUGAAGAAUCAAUUCUUCGUCUACUGCUUGAUAAUGUCAGAGCUCUGGGUGAAGAAGGGCUGGGCUGUGCUCUCUACUCGGCUGUUAAAAAUAACCAUGAUGGAGUUGUAAGCAUCCUCAUAGACAGCGGAGCAAAUGUGAACAUGUUAGACAAAGAGGGGUACACUCCUCUUCUAUUGUCAGCUGAGCUGGGGCACACAGAAGUCUUCAGAGCACUGUUGGCAAAACAGGCCAAACUGGAUGCUACUUUAUCCGACCUCUCCUCAGCGCUACACCUGGCUGUCCAUGGUGGCAGUGUACCCAUUGUGCAGACAUUGCUGGAAAGGGGAUUAGACCCCAACAUUACUGGACCCAAAGCCCAAACCCCUCUACACCUGGCAGCCAAGUGCAAUAGGCCAGAAUGUGUUGAUCUGUUGUUAAGAGCUGGAGCACAGGUAAAUGCAGUAGCCCAGGAUGGGCUGACCCCUCUACAUAUUGCCAGUCAGCAAGGCCAUGCAGGCCCAGUGAUCCAGCUUCUUCAAGGCAAGGCAGACACAGGAGUCAAAGACAAGGUGGGGAGGACUGCCUUGCACUGGGCAGCCUCUUCCCAGGGAGAAAGCUAUGUGGUAGACUUGCUGCUGUCGGCCAAAGCCAACCCAAACACCACUGAUAACAAGAAAAAAACUGCCCUCCACCUGGCUGCUGUGGAGGGGAAAGUAGAUGCUGUGACCUCACUAUUGUCCCACAGGGCAAAGGGAGGGGCUAAAGACAUAGAUGGCUCCACACCUCUCCAUUACGCAGCAGCUGGUGGGCAUGCCAGCGUGGUUUCAACUCUUCUACAGUUACUCAACAACAAGGGGAUAGAGGAGAGGAACGCAUGGAGGAAAACACCACUUCAUGCUGCAGCUGAGAAGGGCCACGAUAGUGUGGCGGCUCUGUUCUUGGAGGCCGGAGCAAAGAUCAACAGCACAGAUCACAGUAAAGACACUCCUCUGCACUGUGCUGCACGAGGUGGACACCAGGAGGUAGUGAAGAGGCUUGUAAACUGGGGCCAAGCUGAGCACACAGGACAGGGGAAGAAGGUGAAUCUGCAGGCUACCAAUAAUGUGGGGAAGACGCCACUGCAGGUGGCAGAGAGUGGAGACACACCAGAGCACGAGCACAUUGUAAAUUUACUCAUGAGAAAGAUGUUUCUUAUUAAGUAA
This is a messenger RNA of Micropterus dolomieu (smallmouth bass), 2328 nucleotides long. Its product is annotated as CARD- and ANK-containing Inflammasome Adaptor Protein. The transcript has 4 exons. Gene Ontology annotation, biological process: regulation of apoptotic process. NCBI's taxonomy places the organism in Eukaryota, Metazoa, Chordata, Actinopteri, Centrarchiformes, Centrarchidae. Bases 1 to 2328 code for a protein of 775 amino acids. Gene Ontology annotation, molecular function: protein binding. The record is from RefSeq and is a predicted model, not a curated record.